AAUAAUGGAAUUCUUUUAUAAAUAACGUACUUUGGUAAGACUGUAUGAAUCGCGUGUUCGAAAAACAUUCUUUAAUAUAAUUGACACUGUAUACACCUAUAUAAACGUAUAUAAACACAGGCCUUUUCGGUCGGCGGACAAGGGUCAGGAUAAGUGGUGUACGCACGAACUACGCACGUUACACUACAUUCCAAGAUAACCCAGUCGGAUAUCGUUUAUAGGUUAACGUGACCUAGGUUCAGUUUUAUAUCGUUACUGAACCACCUUUGAUAGCAGUGAAACCUGACGUGACGGUUACACGCGAGGGAAGUCGGUAGAUAACGAGUUUGAAUUUCAGUGAUUACCGCCAGCUGCAAAAGGAAGUACCAUUGACCUAAAUAUUCUGUGGCAACGUGAGCGCAGCGAAUUCCCAUGAAAUUAUUCAUACGAAUAUCCAAGCCAUUCAGGAGUCAAGACCAUUAAGUCGGGGCAAGGAUGAAGAACGAGGAGAAGCUCGUAGUUUUCGGGGGUCCGAAACUGUAUCGGGAAUGGGGCUAUCGCUUUACCAAUCAGGCCAGGUACGCCAGCGCCAUAAGUGCCUUUAAGAAGUCCGUAGAAGAGGCGGAAACCGAGGACAUCAGAACCCUCAUAGGAUGGAGUAGAGCCUUGAGUAAAUUCACGAGGUACCCCGAUGCAGCGCAGAUGGCGGACAAGUGCAUGGAAAUAGACCCACAGAAUUACCGCGUCAAAUGGCGACGCGUCGAGACUCUAUUUCAAAUAGCAGAAUUCGACUACAGUCUGGUCCACGCGCACCAGGGUAUGACCCACAAGAGAUAUCCCUUCGAAUGGGGUGUCUUCCAGGGUAAUGAGACCGCGGAAGAUUGCGUGGGCAGAAACACCUCAGCCAGGCUCCUCAUGGAGCUGUAUCCAUGGAUCAAGAAUGUCCAGGAGCAGCGAAAGAUCCUGAUAGCGAAGCUGGACGAGGAGGAGGAUGAAUUUGAAGGAAUCGACGACGAGCAUUCCAGGUUCAAAGUGAACGAUCCGAACACCAAGCUGGAAUUGUUUUUGAGGAAGCUACACAGAGUCAUGGCUAAAACGUACCUGGGCCAUGGCGCAAAGGACAGAUACUUCCUGGAGAACGUUCUUGAGAAUCCGAACGUGUGGUCAGCGAACACAAAGGGUAGCCAGGACCUGUAUAACUUGGCGGACAGCUCGUAUACGAGAACUUGUUACCGACAGGAAGUGCUGCGUAUACGCAAACCCUUUUACGUCUUCCGUUUCUUACGUAACGCCAGGUCACCUGGCCAUAAAGAGCAAAUGGCGCACGAAAGGCAGCUCAGGCGAUACAAUAUCGUGAUAGAGGCUGAUUUUAUUUUAAUGGAGGCUCACAGAGCGAGAAUGUCCCAAGAUUACCCACUGUUCUUCAACUAUGUGAGCCGUGCGAAAGACGUCUUCGAGUCCUAUUCAGACAACAUGUUCCCCCUGAAACAAAGGUGUUUAAACGCCAUUUACAAGAUGGCCAGUUGGGCUUACCUAGACACGAGGAAUUUAACGUGCUUCAAGGACGAGAGUAUCAAGCUGCUUUAUCUUAAGCAUCAUCUGGGUAUACGAGUGGCUAAAUUGCCACGAGAUUGUGAGCUGGGCUGGGUGCCAACGUUGAACAGGAAAACCGCCCUUAAGACAUUUCGUAAAAGAUUAGCACUCGCUUCGGAGCCAUUAGAACUUUCUUGGUUGUUUCACGAGUUGGCUAAGCUUCUCACAGAAACACGACGCUACGACCUGGCCCGUUUCUAUGCUAAGAAGGCUCGUGACGUCAGCAACGAGGCUGAAAUUCAUCAAUGGACCGUAAACGCUAAUCACGUUCUGAUAAGAAUCGAAUUAGAUCAAAACAAUCGCAAUGAAGCUCGCGAGGCUGCGCAGCUGGCUCUGCUAAAUUCUAAGAGACUGGGGAUCGAUUAUCUAGUUGAUUUUUAUAAAAGAUCAAUAAAGCUGGUGGACGACUUGGAUUUUGAAAAAAUAACUGGUCUGGAUAGUAUAGAGACCAGAGAGCAACUGAUCCUAGAUCUGAUGCCUUCGGAAUUAUAUACCAACGUAGACUUCCUCCUGAGAAGCAUGAACGUGGUGCCUGCACGUAGAAGACUGACGGUGAUGCCGGGAUGCAAGCCCAUUAAUCACAAGUACAAGUUAUCCUGCAAGCGGAACACUAUCCUUCCCGACCCACCCAAGAAUCCCGAGAAGGAAGCCAGAGCAGCAGUGCUGAAGCAAUACGCGCCUUCGAAAAAGAUUCUUGGCUGGGUAAACUUUGAAGAGUACGAAUAAUCGGUUUACUGUGAUGAUUGGUUAAACGGUAUCCUAUAG
This is a messenger RNA of Cephus cinctus (wheat stem sawfly), 2337 nucleotides long. RefSeq names its product tetratricopeptide repeat protein 25. Gene Ontology annotation, molecular function: protein binding. Lineage: Eukaryota; Metazoa; Arthropoda; Insecta; Hymenoptera; Cephidae. The record is from RefSeq and is a predicted model, not a curated record. The transcript has 4 exons. Bases 475 to 2298 code for a protein of 607 amino acids.